UGUCAUGUCCUCCAUCUUUAUUCUCAUUCUUUCAGGUAAAACUAGGCAGCUGCAUUGGCACCCAUCCAAUGAGUAGUGACAAGUGAGAAGGAUGGCCAUGGACAAUGCCACAGCAGUGAUUGAGUUUCUCCUUAUUGGCAUUUCUAACUAUCCUGAAUGGAGAGUCACGUUUUUCACACUGGUGCUGAUAACUUACCUCAGCACCUUGUUGGGAAAUGGACUUAUCAUCUUUCUUAUCUACUUUGACCCCCACCUCCACACUCCAAUGUAUUUCUUCCUUAGUAACUUAUCUUUCUUAGACCUUUGCUAUGGAACAGCCUCCAUGCCCCAAGCCUUGGUGCACUGUUUCUCUACCCAUCCCUACCUCUCUUACUCACGAUGUUUGACCCAAACGAGUGUCUCUUUGGUCUUGGCCACAGCGGAGUGUCUCCUACUGGCUGUGAUGGCCUAUGACCGCAUGGUUGCUAUCAGUAAUCCCCUGCGCUAUUCUGUGGUCAUGAAUGGUCCAGUGUGUGCCCGGCUGGCUGCUACCUCGUGGGGGGCAUCACUUGUGCUCACUGCCAUGCUCAUCUUAUCCUUGAAGCUUCGCUUCUGUGGGGCUAAUGUCAUCAACCAUUUUGUCUGUGAGGUUCUCUCCCUCCUUAAGCUGGCCUGUUCUGAUACCAGCCUCAACGAGCUUAUGAUCCUCAUCACUGGUAUCUUCACCCUGCUUCUACCCUUUGGGUUUGUUCUCCUCUCCUAUGUUCGAAUUACUACUGCUGUCCUGAGGAUUCGCUCAGCCCAGGGUAGGUUCAAAGUCUUUUCCACCUGCGGGUCUCACCUGACUGUGGUGACGAUCUUCUAUGGGGCAGCCAUCUCCAUGUAUAUGAAACCUCCUUCCAAGUCCUCCCCAGACCAGGACAAGUUUAUCUCUGUGUUCUAUGGGACUUUGACACCCAUGUUGAACCCCUUGAUAUACAGCCUGAGGAACAAGGAUGUUAAAAGGGCAAUGAAGAAAGUUAUGGCAAAAAGGGCAUAGACCUCCUUUGCUUCUAAACUUCUAAAAUAUCACUCAGCUACAUCUUCAUCACGGU
Messenger RNA from Trichechus manatus latirostris (Florida manatee), 1073 nucleotides. RefSeq names its product olfactory receptor 13H1. Gene Ontology annotation, biological process: G protein-coupled receptor signaling pathway; detection of chemical stimulus involved in sensory perception of smell. Gene Ontology annotation, molecular function: olfactory receptor activity; G protein-coupled receptor activity. Gene Ontology annotation, cellular component: plasma membrane. The transcript has a single exon. The record is from RefSeq and is a predicted model, not a curated record. The coding region runs from base 92 to 1018 and encodes 308 amino acids. NCBI's taxonomy places the organism in Eukaryota, Metazoa, Chordata, Mammalia, Sirenia, Trichechidae.